Neurospora tetrasperma FGSC 2508 is the source of this 316-nucleotide messenger RNA. RefSeq lists its product as uncharacterized. The record is from RefSeq and is a predicted model, not a curated record. NCBI's taxonomy places the organism in Eukaryota, Fungi, Ascomycota, Sordariomycetes, Sordariales, Sordariaceae. Bases 1 to 252 code for a protein of 83 amino acids. The transcript has 2 exons.
AUGCCCUUCAGCUCAAAAUUUCCGAUGCAUAUAACGAACGCUCUUAUGCCGUUUUUGCCCAAAGAUGUCAAGGAGAGAUACUCUGAGUAUAGAGUCUCAAUGGCGGAGGACGCAAGACAGAACUUGGAAGGGGAAAUGGGCGAGAGUCAACUGUACCUUAGGCUGGCUACCUUGGGCAAGAAGCCACAUUGGCACAGAGAUUUCCUCGAAAUCGGGAGGGAAAGAAUGAGUACACUGUUCCGUCCGGAAUAGAAGAGGUUGGCUGGUUCGGCAAAGAAUAAACAAUACCAUUCUCUUUGUUUUGGGUUAAAAGGCG